AUGAGCACUCAGCACGUCAACCCCGCAACUCCGCACCCCCAAGUUAAUUACAUAUUUCUCUUUGAGUCCGCCACGGGAAUGCUGUACUCCUCCUACCGCUCCGUUCCUGAAGGUCAAGACCCCGAGGACUUCGCAGCCGACCUUGUCAAUGCCUACAAGCAACACACCAAUCAUCUCAAGCAUAUUUUCUACCGUGGCGUCCUUUUCAAGAAGCCUCUUGUCUCCAUCGCCAAGCUGUCCGAGGCGGGCCGACCUUUCCCAACCCCCCUUGUCCCAGACGUUGCCCCUCAUGGCCCUCUGCGCCAGAUCCCCAACUUGGGUGCCGGCCACUUGUUCGUCCAGGAUCACGUCUACGACGCCACACUGACGGCAGCCAUGAAGAACGCCACCGUCCUGCGCAACAUUGACCGCGACACCUUCUAUGAGAUGUAUGAUGAGGUCGUUGUCAAGGCUGGCGACUCGACUCCACGAGCUGCCAUCCUCAUGCAUCUUGAAGAUGACCGGGCUGCCUCUGGGGUUUUCAGGAUCGCCAGCUCGAUCGUCUCCAUCACCAUGGGAUUAGUGGGAUUCUUUGCCUUCUGA
Messenger RNA from Fusarium vanettenii 77-13-4, 582 nucleotides. RefSeq lists its product as uncharacterized. The transcript has a single exon. The record is from RefSeq and is a predicted model, not a curated record. Lineage: Eukaryota; Fungi; Ascomycota; Sordariomycetes; Hypocreales; Nectriaceae. Bases 1 to 582 code for a protein of 193 amino acids.